GGAGAAUGUUUCACAUAAGGCUAGGGUUCCCAGCACCACCCACACCAACAGGUAUUCAUUCCUCUCGAUUUUUUUUAAUAUGAAACCCUAAACCCUAUCACUCCCACUGAAUCAUCCUCCUCUGCCCUCCGACCUCCAGCCUCCCGCCGUCGCAUCCUCCGCCGCUGAAGCACCGCCCUCGCUCCUCGUGUGCUCCGCUACUGGCGCAUCACGCGUCCACUGCCUCCUUCACCUCGCGUCUUCUCUGCCAUCCUCGCUUCGCGUCUUCUUCGCCGUCGUCUCUUCACGUCCUCGCUGACUUCGAAUUCUCGCUGUCACCGCGUCUAUGAAGCUUCUCCGCCGAUAAUUAUGGUUUCCUUUCUCUCUGUUUUCUUCUUGCGGGCUUUUGCAUCUUCUUGUUGAGACACUAGAAUUAUCGUCAUGGGAUUCAUCGUUCAGUUUAAUUAUUGGAUCUUCACUUCAUACUAUCUGAUUCAAUUAUUCUCCUACUCAACAAACCUCAAUCAUUCUCGUACUUAAUUGGGAUUCUCUCUCUAGUUAUUUUAUUUUAUUUAGUUACCUACCCUUUCUUUUCCUUGUGCAAGAAGAUAUUACAUCCUUUUGCUUAUAGUUUAUGGGUGGUUGGUUAUGUUCUUUCCUAGCAAAGCUUGAUUCUUUUCGACUUGUUAGUUAUUACAAUUUCUGUUCAAGAACAUAAUUUAAAAGAAAAAAGAAAAUUAAUGUUUUUGUUUCGUUGGUUUUCCACUAUGGUUACUUUUCAUUCUUGAUUUGGUUUUGGAUUUGUGGAACUUAAUUUGAUUGCACACAUUUUCAUCUGGACUAAGUUCUAGACGUUAGAAGUUGUAUAAAGUGAAAUCUUUUUGUUGUGGGGCUGGUUAAUCCAGGCCUCAGCCAAUUUAUGUAUAAUGUUGUUAAUUGUGACGGUUGGGAUAUAUUCAAUGAAUCAAAUGUGGAGCUGGUCUAGUCAUAGUGGUCUAAUUGAUAUUCCAUGAUUAUAUAUAUAUGCUUGAACUGAACAAAUGGCAUACAUAUAAGUGUUAGUGGGAAAUCAUUGUAGAAACUUGUUAGUCAUCUAGUUUUACUUCCUUAACAGUGAUGCUGAAGCUUUCCUUGUCGAUUGCUACUGUGCGGAGAAGUAGGUGGAGAAUUAAUAUUGAGGCCAUUAACUUAUUCAAUGGAGAGAGCUUGUGCAUUAGAAUAAAGACGAAUUAGUAUUAUUAUAUUCUGAAUGCAGAAACUUGAAAAUGGGAGCAAGAAAUAGAUGCUUCAACACAUACUGGGGCCGUCUGUUAAGUAUUAUUUAACCUCCCACUUAGUUAUUCACCAAGCUCAGUAAAAAUGCAAUCUUUUGGUGGAAAUUGCUUGAGAUAUCAUAACUACUUCAGUAGGAACAACUCGAUCCAAAAUUUAUUCUCUUUCCCAAGCUCAUUUCUUCAGAAGUUCCCUGAGCUCAUGUUCAAGGGCCUCAUCUGUCAGAGACCACAAAAGAUGUGUCUUUUUCAUGAUACCCAGAAAUUUGAACCCCUUUUGUUUCAAAUUACUGCUGGCCACGAUAAAUUUCCUAUAAUAUUUGCACCUAUUUGCGUCAAUUAUCAUUGCUAUUCAACCAGGGCUCCCUCAAGGUCUUAUAGAAAAAGGGUUCGCAAGAGGUUGUUGAAAUCCCUAAAGCCUACUUUAGAUCAAACAAAAUUUCACUUGGCACUGUCCCAAAUUCCACCAAGGUUCACCCCUGAAGAACUGUGCAAUGUGAUGACUCUUCGAAGUGACCCUUUGGUUUGUUUAGAGCUGUUUCAUUGGGCAUCUCAGCAGCCAAGGUUCCGGCACGAUGUUUCCACUUUUCAUGUCACCAUAAAGAAGCUUGGUGCUGCAAAGAUGUAUCAAGAAAUGGAUGAUAUUGUGAACCAACUGCUUGCAGAUCCUUUGAUCGGUUCAGAGGCACUGUACAACACCGUUAUAUAUUAUUUCACUGAGGCCAGGAAGCUGAGUAGAGCUGUGAAUAUAUUUAAGCAAAUGAAGAACAGUAGGAAUUCAAAUUGUAGGCCUUCAAUUAGGACUUAUAAUAUUCUAUUUGCUGCACUUUUGGGUAGGGGUAGCAACACCUAUAUAAAUUAUGUGUAUAUGGAGACGAUUAGAAGUUUGUUCAAGCAAAUGGUGAAUGACGGUGUAGAGCCAGACAUAUUUUUGUUAAAUGCUAUGCUAAAAGGUUAUGUCCUUUCUCUCCAUGUUAACGAUGCGUUGAGGAUAUUCCAUCAGAUGGGUGUGGUUUACAAUUGCCAGCCAAACUCCUUUACCUAUGAUUACUUGAUUCAUGGGUUGUGUGCUCAAGGCCGGACGAAAAAUGCAGAAGAAUUAUGUCAUGAGAUGAAGAUCAAGGGUUUCAUCCCAAGUAGCAAAUCUUACAAUUCACUUGUCAAUGCUUUGGCGCUUGGUGGAGAAAUUGAGGAGGCAGUAAGUUAUCUAUGGGAGAUGACCGAAAAACAGAGGUCUGCGGAUUUUAUUACUUAUAGGACCGUGCUCGAUGAGAUUUGCCGACGAGGAAGUGUUCAGGAGGCAAUGAGCUUAUUGCACAAGUUUCAGGAUAAGGACCUUCUUGACGGGCAUGCUUACAGGAAGCUUCUUUAUGUGCUUGAAGAUGACUAUGGGAAUUCUGUCAACAGAAUUGAUUGAGGUACAACAAUCAUAGAUUCUUUUAUCAUUUAAUUGUUUGGGAAUUUCUCUGGUGAAGAGUGAAGUUGGUUGAAGAAUGAAGAUUGUAACUAUAUUUUUUAGAAUAUGCAUUGCACAUGUUUUUAUUUUUUAGUAUUUCUCUAUAUUGUAAAAAGAACAAUCUUCCUUCUUCAUUGAAAAACACUCUUGUAAAAAGAACAAUCUUCUCCAUUAGUUGUAUGUAUUUGUAAUUUCACAUGAGAUGUUCCAGGUUUCAUAUUCUCUUGUAUGUGUAGCAGGUGAACGCCUAAAAGUUUGUUUAUAGUUUUAUAUAUCCAAGUCUUGGAACCCGAAAAAACAAUCAAACCUAUGUAGAAUUAUGCAAAUAAAUUAUUAACCAUACUACAUGGAUAUAAAAAUUCAGCCACUGUAUAGGAAUAGAUAUUUGGUGUUAGUGUAAGACAUUCGAUUCUGAUGCUGUAAAAGAAAUUUAUUAUUCUAUUGUAAAACGUUUGAUUAAUCCGGUAGUUAGUUAUUUUGUUAGAAAAUGUAUGAAUCAGCAUAUAU
Molecule: messenger RNA, 3213 nt
Organism: Arachis duranensis
Lineage: Eukaryota; Viridiplantae; Streptophyta; Magnoliopsida; Fabales; Fabaceae
Product: pentatricopeptide repeat-containing protein At2g27800, mitochondrial
Exons: 2
Coding region: 1339-2667 (442 amino acids)
Molecular function (GO): protein binding
Source: RefSeq, a predicted model, not a curated record